Messenger RNA from Oikopleura dioica, 417 nucleotides. The record is from the annotation of a GenBank genome assembly. Lineage: Eukaryota; Metazoa; Chordata; Appendicularia; Copelata; Oikopleuridae.
AUGAAGGCAUACGAAAGCAAUAAUUGGAUAUGUAAAGGUUGUGACCAAUUCAACGGAUUUACACCCGAGGGGGAUAUCGACGUGUAUGCUGCAUACAAACGCGAAUCAAGAUUCUGCAUGUCUGUGAAAGCUCCAGCUCAGUACGAAGCUCCACAACUGUGCCCGAGAUGCCGAGCCCUGCCAGAAGUAAAAGCCAGACUUUUGAGGGAAUUCACGCCUUCCUCCGAGGCAUUUGAAGAUAAAGAAUACGCUGAUUAUGAAGGAAAGCUAGAAAAAGAGUACCAGCGUUGUAUUUACUGCCAGACGAAAGUCGAAAGUUAUUACAAGAUUCAGCAAAAAAAGUACCAAAAAUCGACCGAUAACAAACCGACACGUAAUCAAACGGCCCGCUGUUGUUUUUAUCCUUAUAAAAAAUAA